Molecule: messenger RNA, 1285 nt
Organism: Chelmon rostratus (copperband butterflyfish)
Lineage: Eukaryota; Metazoa; Chordata; Actinopteri; Chaetodontiformes; Chaetodontidae
Gene: hspb1
Product: heat shock protein, alpha-crystallin-related, 1
Exons: 3
Coding region: 93-704 (203 amino acids)
Biological process (GO): response to heat; protein refolding
Molecular function (GO): protein folding chaperone
Source: RefSeq, a predicted model, not a curated record
GAGGCAGACAGCACGUUGGGAAAACAUAUUCAGAGAGGCCAAAGGGCUCUUCAUCUGCAGCCAGCAGCCCCCCGCUACAACAACACUCAGCCAUGACCGAGAGGCGUAUUCCCUUCACCCUGCUCCGCACCCCGAGCUGGGACCCCUUCCGUGACUGGCAGCAGAACAGCCGCAUCUUCGACCAGGCCUUCGGCAUGCCGGCCCUCCCCGAAGACUUCCACGCAUUCCCCAGCACCCACUGGCCGGGGUAUCUGCGGCCCUCCGUCCUGGCCCCGGACAUGACCCCCAUGAUGCCCCAAGUCCCUAUGAUGUACCCAGGCGCCAUGAUGGCCCACCAGGCUCGUGCCCUGUCCCGCCAGAUGAGCAGCGGCGUGUCAGAGAUCAAGCAGACCCAGGACAACUGGAAGGUGUCGCUGGACGUCAACCACUUCUCCCCCGAGGAGCUGGUGGUGAAGACAAAGGACGGUGUGGUGGAAAUCACUGGCAAGCAUGAGGAGAGGAAGGACGAGCACGGUUUUGUAUCCAGAACCUUCACCAGGAAAUACACCCUCCCCGCUACGGCUAACGUUGAGAAGGUGACCUCCACCCUGUCUCCUGAAGGGGUGCUGACCGUGGAGGCUCCUCUGAACAUACCGGCCAUCCAGUCCUCCGAGACCACGAUACCUGUCAACGUAGACAACAAAGGAGGCGUGGUGAAGAAGUAGGAAGAAAAGCAGCGCAUUGCCCCCCCCCACACAUUCAAAUGAGCACUUUAUCCUCCAACACGCUUCUAGACAGGUGAGGAAGCAGCUUGUCGCUCUUCCUAAAGCAGGCUUGUUCACACGCCGGGAUUGCCCUUGCUCUUGUCUCUCCCCUCCCCUCCGUCUCUGGUAAUGAGCCAACCCCAGCUGAGUGCACUGUGCAAACACAUCUGCACCGAUGCCAUAUGCCUGCUCAUUCUGCUGUAAUUACACUCUUCAUCUGAAUGUAGGGAGUCACAGCUUAGCCCCGCUCACAGCCUUCGUUCUGCCUCUGCCUCGCGUACAGCACCCACAUGUGCACCUUCCUCAUCUCUGUUGAGUAAAUCCCCUUCAUGAUGCCUCCACAGACACACUAACCAGAGCAGUAAACGAACUGUAGUAGCAGUGUUCCUGUAGAUUACAAAAAACAAGAACACACUGCCACUGUAAGUGAUCUUCCUGGACAGGAAAUAGUCUGGUUUUAUGUGCCGUUGCCUUUUGAAACAAGCUGUUCAGUCGUGCAGAAUAAAGAACAAAGGACAGACUGAGCCUCUUCUGUUUUUUAU